UUACGAACACUUAAAGGGCAUUCAACCUACGUGAUGUGCGUGCGCUACGGUCCGCAGGGCAGCCUGCUGAUCAGCGGCGAUCACGAAGGCUUUAUGAAGGUUUGGGAUGUCAAAGGUAUAAAAUGUCCGAAGACAGUCAGCUCGCACGCUGAUGCUGUGACAGCCGUACACUUCAGUCGUGAUGGACGUCAAGUUUUGUCCUCGUCCCGGGACGGAACAAUCCGUCUGCGGGACAGCAGUACAUGCGCCUGUCUGAAGACGAUUAAUGCCGAAGCAUCAGUCACAUCAGCGAGUUUUUCUCUGAAUGAAAAAUACAUAUUGGCAUCAAUCGUCGAUUCCUCGGUCCGUCUCUGGGAGCUCAGCUCUCAAAGGCUGCUAAGGACGUACUCCGGGCAUACUAAACAGGACAGCACAUUUUUGUUGUCUUGUUUCUCAGUCAUGGUGGGCAAGUGGAUAGUGAGCGGUAGUGAGGACAAUCAACUCUACCUGUGGAAUCUGCAGACACGACAGGUGGUACAAACUCUGAAAGGGCACACUGGUAAGACUUUCACGAUAUCCCCUUGCCGUUUUCUGCUGACUUCCGACAUGCUCAUCCGACGCUAA
Molecule: messenger RNA, 603 nt
Organism: Dacryopinax primogenitus
Lineage: Eukaryota; Fungi; Basidiomycota; Dacrymycetes; Dacrymycetales; Dacrymycetaceae
Product: WD40 repeat-like protein
Exons: 3
Molecular function (GO): protein binding
Source: RefSeq, a predicted model, not a curated record